AGUUUGCGUGGUCUCAGCUCUGCUGCAGAUCAGUUUCAGCCGGGCAGCAGUGAAGAGGCUGUGAAACACACUCAGAUGAAGCGAGGAACGCUCAGAUAGGCAACAAAAGAAAGGAAAACCAGGCCAAGAAGGUCAGAGGGUGCAGUAACAGCAGCUAUCAAAACUAGAAGCGUGAAGACUGGAGGUCUACUUCAGCUCGAAGGAAGGAUGGUCUUCCAGGUGAGAAGCCCUGCUGCUCGUCUGCUGCUCUUCGUGUUUGGGGUUUCUUGCAUCCUGGGCCAGGACCUCAGGGAGACGGACGCUCUGUGUAACGCAGACGGCUGCUUCGUGGUCUACUUCCAACGCAGGAUCUUCCUGGAUUCAUGGAGGGCCUGCAAAGAGAAAGGUGGCAACCUGGCUACGAUCAAACGCAAAGAGGACGCCGACGCCAUCGCUGCGCUUUUCUCCGCCGUGGACUUGCCGGAUUCAAGCACCACAGUCCAAGUGUGGAUUGGCCUGCAGCGGCAACCUCGGCACUGCAGCGCCAAGCACCCGCUGAGGGGUUUCUCUUGGACCACCGGUGAUCAAGACACUCAGUAUACCAACUGGAGAGGAGAGGACUCUCUGCGGAUGUGUUCAGUGCCUCGUUGCGUUGCAAUGAGCUACAGCAGUCAGGAGCAGAGCGAUAACUUCACGUGGCUGGACGGCGCGUGCUCUGUCCCCGUCGAUGGCUAUCUUUGCCAUUACUCUUACAAAGGAAUGUGUUCAGCCUUGUGGAGCGAAGGUGCUGGGAACGCCCUCUACAAAACGCCGUUUAACCUUCUAAGCACAAUCCUAACCCACAUACCGUUGGGAUCUGAUGCUACCGUACCCUGUCCCUCUGGUGACGAGCAGGAGAAGUCGGCCCAGUGCAUGCUGAGGGCCGACGGCACGGUGGGAUGGUCCCCUGAACCCCCACUUUGCUUGGAUCCUUCAGUCACGCACAACUUGUGUGGCCGGGAUAACGGGGGAUGUCAGCACUACUGCAGGUCGACUGGUGGUCACGUCUUCUGCGAAUGCGCUGAGGGGUACCGCCUCGGGGACGACAGGCAGACCUGUGAGCUCACGGACGUCUGUCACGGAGCCCCCUGUCAGUUCGAGUGCCUGCGCUUUCAGGAGAGCUACCGCUGCGCCUGUCCCGAGGGAUACAUGCUCGCGCCGGAUGAGAGCACCUGUCUGGACGUGGACGAGUGUCUUCAGAGUCCUUGUGAGCAGCUUUGUGAGAACUUCCCCGGGACAUUUGAAUGCCGAUGUCGAGAGGGUUACUUUCCAGAUGAUGCGGGUGGAUGUGAGGAUGUAGAUGAGUGCAUGGAUAACCCAUGUGAACAUGCUUGUGAAAACACCCCAGGGUCUCAUGUCUGCCACUGCCAUCUGGGCUUUUCACCGGUUCCUGGGGAGCCCAGCCAAUGCCAGGAUGUCGAUGAGUGCCAGAUCCGUGAUUCCUGCGAGCAGAUGUGUGUGAACUAUGACGGGGGUUUUGGGUGCUACUGUAAGGAGGGCUAUGAACUCAUGUCUGAUCAAUACUCCUGUCAGGAGAUCGCGGCUGCUUUCACUCACAAUCCUGAACCCGAGUGGGACCCUUCCAACUACAACUGGAACCCGGAGCAGAGCCACGUCAGCUGGCCUAAAGAGAGCGACCAACGUCCAGACUGGCUUACUAAUCCGCCAAAAGUUUCCGUUUCUGAUGUUAUCUGGGUCACUAGAGCGCCCCAGGAUGAACUUUACUUUGACCCAGAACUGGACCUUCAGACACAAGGAGAUGACAGAGGGGCAAAGGAACCUGACUGGAGUUCUGAUCCUGACUUCCAUGUCCUACCGAUAACCAUCUACGACAAACUUCUGCCCACCACCACCAGCUCCAGCACCACGCCCGUCUGGUAUGAAGAUGAUGAGGAGACCACUUCUGCUCCUCCAUUCCAUCCAACCUCCACAACCUCUGAGGGAGCCUGGAAUUGGUGGCCAGGGCCUCUCACUUCCACCCGCAGCCUCACUUCUAACCCUAACCCAAGGCCGGAAGAUUCGAUCCCAGAUGACGACCCCUCUACAGAGUCGGAACACGAGAAGUUACCGGAAGAAGAGGAGACCCUCCGUGGUGAAAUCCCUCAGGUCCCAGUGGAGGACUCAGGAAAUGUGGAUACAACACGCUUUCAAGGCCCCGCUGCCCCCACCCACUUCACCACACCCCAGCCACCCCUGGCUGAAGGCGGGAGGAGUGGGGACGGCCAGGACGACAGGGAGCAGAGUCAGGGCAGCACGUGGCUCCUGGUGGGCCUCCUCGUACCCAUUUGCAUCUUCAUCGUGGUGAUGGUGGCGCUGGGUAUCGUCUACUGCACCCGCUGCGCCGUCCAGCCCAAAAACAGGAAGACCACCGAGUGCUACCACUGGAUAUCCGGGGCUCAUGACAAGCCGGGAGCUCCCAACGCCGCCGCGGGGGUCAAGAGCCAGGUUUAACCGGAGAGGAGACCCCCCAGCGUGUACAUAAACAUAAACUUGAGUAAUUAAACCCGGUGAACCGCUGCCUUCUCUGACGGCAGAGUUGUCCUUCUGGACUCUGACGUUGCUGAUGGAUGUUAUAAAGGGACGUGGUCCAGGGGGGGGUUGUUGUUCCCUGACACCAGCUUCCUUCAUGAUUGCACUAGCUGGUUACAGAAAAUAUAUCACUGACUUCAGGGUUUCACAGCUGGAGGGAAGUGUGUGUACCGACGGAGUUAGUUGUUUUCCAUGGUAACAAACUUUACUCUGAGGUCUCCUUCCAGCAAAGGUCCUGAUGCUGGGUUCAUUUCAAUAGCAGAUCACUGUAGACGUGACGGGCCGGGGCUGUCGCUGGAUGCGUGGGCGAAGCAUCUGGUCAUCAGGGAUCAGUCAGGGAAAUGAAAACAGAGUACCAACCAUUCACAGCCAUGUUCACAAAUCCGUCCGUAGAUGGGCUCAUUUAGAAGGCAUUUUGGUAUUUGGUAUUUAAUUAGCAUGAAAAAAUACAAACUGUGUAACUAUUCAUAGAUGCAGAAGUAAAGGAGGUCAUUGAAUGCAACAGAGCGCUCUGAUUUACUGAAACGAUCGAGACGUUUAAAGUAAAACGGACAUUUUUAAAUGCCUGAAAUUUUGUUAAUUUUUCUUUUUUUUUCCUUAUUCUUUUCCGAAUACAUGUUUAAAAUGUGCUUAUUUAAUAAUAAACCAUUAAACAAUAGCUUUUCUUAAAACAGUCAUUAAAACAUCCACUAAGAAAACAAAUUCAGCCAUUUAUUGACAAAUGAGUUUAGUUCGUCAUCUCUAGUUCUAUUUCCCGAGUCAUCCCUGACCGCCGGCUUGCUCUAUUCCCGCUCCGGCGACUUUCCCAGUUUCAGAUUCACAACGUUUCUCCAGGGGAUCCACGACUGUAAAAGUCCCCGCCACAGCAAAGAAGAUCUUUCUUCUUGAUCAGUCUUUAAAAUCACUGUGUUGUGCCGGACGGUUGAUGAUAUCAAGUACUUCUUUGUAUAUACUGGUUAUUUUAUCAUGUUUUGUAUAUUUAUGUUGGUUCGUCCACGUGUUUGGGGACCUUUGAACGUUUGGGACUCAGCCUAUAAACCUGCGGACACGUCCAGGCGUGGACACCUGCUGUGUCUGGACUUGUUUGAUCUCGUAAAACGGAGUUAAAGCGCAGAUGUUCUGGACGCUGGGUUCGGCGUGGACCUAUGAUGUGCUCUGGCGGUGUUGAACCGCGUCCAGACCGCAUCCAGACCUCUUCCGGUGAACUUUCUUCCUCUUCUUCAUUCAUAAUUAAACCACAAACAUUUCCCACGGCAGGUUCCCACCAGCAGACCAGAAAAAGACUCCUACCCGCCCUCUCAGUGUAUUUUUCAUGUUGUGUGUUCCAGAUGUACACGUGUAUGUCUCUGCUUCAUAACUGUGACGCCAGUUACAUCUUAACAAUUAAAGAUUAU
Cololabis saira (Pacific saury) is the source of this 3941-nucleotide messenger RNA. It is a transcript of the gene cd248a, whose product is annotated as CD248 molecule, endosialin a. Gene Ontology annotation, molecular function: calcium ion binding; extracellular matrix binding; extracellular matrix protein binding. Gene Ontology annotation, cellular component: external side of plasma membrane; extracellular matrix. The record is from RefSeq and is a predicted model, not a curated record. Lineage: Eukaryota; Metazoa; Chordata; Actinopteri; Beloniformes; Belonidae. Bases 208 to 2469 code for a protein of 753 amino acids. The transcript has a single exon. Gene Ontology annotation, biological process: cell migration.